AUGCCAAUUGCCAAGGUUUCUCCGUACGACAAUGGCACGGUCGGGAAGCCCAUCAAUCGGGAGCGUUAUAUGAUUGACCUCAUUUCAAGCUUCAUCACCAAAAGCGACAAUUACGACCGAAUUCACGGCCCGAUUCAACACAAGAUCGGAAUAGACCACCGAGUCACAGUCGACGGGAAAGGCUUCGUCUCCAGACCUCUCAGUCUCACCGUCGACCAGCUCGUGAAUGACUUCCCACAAGCCAGGGUGACCUGCACGCUGCAGUGCGCUGGGACCCGCCGACACACCAUGCGCACACGCAUCAAGGAGGUCUUGGGCGUGGAUUGGCAGGAUGCUGCUCUGAUGACAUGUGUCUGGGAGGGUCCUCGAGUUCGUGACAUCCUGCUGGCGGCCGGAGCCCAGGACCACUGCGCCAUGGGUGACAGCGUACGACCGAAACACGUCCACUUUGCCAAUUACGGAGGCAAGACUCAGGCCGACGAGUGGUAUGGAGGCAGCAUCCCUUUCGAUCGGGCUAUGGACCCAGCCAUGGAUGUGAUCCUGGCGGUCAAGCAGCAUGACUACAAGAUUUUGCCGCCUGAGGCAGUUUGUGUUGAAACCGCUGAGAAAUAUUGGGCCCGGUGUCCCUCGAUGCUGGACAUGCCCAUUAACUCUUGUGUUGCCCACCCAACCUCGAACUCCACCAUUGUUCUGCUUUCUUCCGGAAUGAUUGAGGUGCUUGGGUAUGCUGUUCCACAAGGUGCUCAAGGUCCGGUUCUGAGGGUUCAGAUGUCUGGUGACGAAGGCAGAACUUGGACCGAUGCCCAUCUCGACCAUGGCUGCAAAGAUGCAAGUCGGUGGACCUGGUCUUUGUGGCAGGCACAGAUCAAGAUGGAGAAGGGCAAAGCCAAAAGGAUUUUUGCCAAAGCCGCCGACGCUGGGGGCAACACGCAAACCUGUGAACGAUCAUCUUAG
Cladophialophora psammophila CBS 110553 is the source of this 954-nucleotide messenger RNA. RefSeq lists its product as uncharacterized. The transcript has 4 exons. NCBI's taxonomy places the organism in Eukaryota, Fungi, Ascomycota, Eurotiomycetes, Chaetothyriales, Herpotrichiellaceae. Gene Ontology annotation, cellular component: mitochondrion. Bases 1 to 954 code for a protein of 317 amino acids. The record is from RefSeq and is a predicted model, not a curated record. Gene Ontology annotation, molecular function: molybdenum ion binding; oxidoreductase activity.